AUGGCCGACAUCACGGAUCAGCACGAUCAAACCUCGCCCACCGAGCUCGACGAGCCGCAUUCGGUCGGUAACGGCAACGCUGGUGUUGGAGAGUCCCGCGGAAUCAAGCGCGCCCGCCCUAGUGCGGCCGACGACGAUGACGACGACGACGAGAAGGGUGGCCGCGAGCGGCGCAAGAUCGAGAUCAAGUUCAUCAGCGACAAAUCGCGCCGCCACAUCACCUUCUCCAAGCGCAAGGCCGGCAUUAUGAAGAAGGCCUACGAACUCUCUGUUUUGACAGGCACUCAAGUCCUGCUUCUCGUCGUAUCGGAAACUGGUCUGGUCUACACCUUUACCACGCCGAAGCUGCAACCUCUCGUCACAAAGGCCGAGGGCAAGAAUUUGAUUCAGGCAUGCCUGAACGCUCCCGAACCUCCCGCCGGCGACAACGGCGUGGACGACGCCAAUGCCGUCGACUCGCCCGAAGAGCCCGCCAGCGCCCACCUUCCUCCCCAGCAGACUCGGCCCGGGAUGCCUCAGGGUCACAUGCCUCCUGGCUACAUGCCAAGCGUGGGAAUGGACCCCCAGCAAGCGCUCGCCUACGGUUACGUGCAACCGCAACGGGGAAGCCAGUACAUGCCGCCGUCCGGCCUCCAGCAGCAUGCUGGUCACCAAUCUUAA
Parathielavia appendiculata is the source of this 660-nucleotide messenger RNA. RefSeq names its product SRF-TF-domain-containing protein. Gene Ontology annotation, molecular function: RNA polymerase II cis-regulatory region sequence-specific DNA binding; DNA-binding transcription factor activity, RNA polymerase II-specific; protein dimerization activity. The record is from RefSeq and is a predicted model, not a curated record. The transcript has 3 exons. Bases 1 to 660 code for a protein of 219 amino acids. Lineage: Eukaryota; Fungi; Ascomycota; Sordariomycetes; Sordariales; Chaetomiaceae. Gene Ontology annotation, biological process: positive regulation of transcription by RNA polymerase II.